CCGGAGUUGUUAAUAUUAGAAAGGAUGAUGUGUGUGGAAGGACGAGUUCCUUCAAGCAGCUACAACAAUGAAGUCUGACUUAUUUAUUUCACUUUAACUGGACUUAUUCAUUAUUUUUCUGAGGGACUGUAAUGUGUAAUUUUAAGCCAGUUUGAGGUAAAUCUUAAGGAUUGGGAGUCUGGAGCCCCUGAGGACCUCUAGUGGAUCUUUGGAGGAAACUUAAAGGAAGCUCACUUGUUGUAUGUCGCGGUGGCGGCGGUUGUUUUGGAGCUCCCCGAGCUGCGCGCUGUCAGUCCGGACAUGAAUGCUCUGUGGACUCUUUAAUGACCACCAGAAGAGAGGAUGUACCCAGGCACUGGCAAGCCACCUGUGGCACCUAAGCCGAAGUUGCUCAUCUCUGUAUUAUCUCCCGCACCUCCUAGAAAAGAAGCCCUCUUGCCUCCUGUCUCAGAGAAGAAACUCAAACCCGCCAUAGCCCCUAAACCUAAAUCACUCAUCCCUCUCAUUGCUGUGGAAUCCAAGCCAGCCAUUUCAAUAAGCUUGCACAAUAAAUGUGCAUUAGCAACCACCAAGACUGUAGGUCUUCUGAACACACAGAAUGGAGUAAAAGACAGGGGCCAAAACCCAGAUUGGGACAAUAUCACUCCUGUUUGCCUGUAUUGUGAUGGGAGCUGCUCUUGUGCUGAAAAUGCAAAUGGAGUAAAAACAGAAGAAGACCACAAAGUGUUUCAGAGAAACAAGGCAGUGCCAGAAGGACAGGGGAAACUAAAAAAUGCCAUCUCUAACAAUCAGACUUAUGCUACCACCCAUAAAACUUUCAAUAAGAGAGAUGCCUCAAGUCCUAACGGGACUGAAAAGGUGACUAAUGGAAGGGUGUUAAUUCAGAGCUUACUUGACAAAAGGGUUGUCAAUGGAACAGCAAAGGCAAUGAAUGACCCAGAGCCCCGGUCCCAACCCAUGUCAGGAACCCCGACAAAGCCCGUCCCUGUACCACGGAAACCCAGAACCGCUGCUCCGGUCCACCAGGAAAAGGCGGUGGGGGAGAGGCAAAACACAGCAGUGGAGAAAGAGAGGGAAGUAGAUGCAAAAGAGAGGAAGAAGUCAUCAGACGGAAAGGGUGGCUCAUCCCUUUCUGUCAGCGCACCUGAGCCAGAAAACAAGCAGCAGACCCAGCCUGCUCCUCCGCCUAGAAAAAAGCCUUUUCUGUCUGAACCUAAAAAAGAUCCAAACUCUGCUCUUCGGACUAAAGAGGCGCAGGAGGAAGACACCAGCUGGGACAGCAGCAUCUACGACAUGGAAGUUUCUGUUGACAAGGAGGACGAUAGGAUAUACAAGGAAGGAGCCAGUAAUCAGGAGGUCGGUGGCUUUCUGUUGGGGAGUUUUCGCUGUAGACCUGUCAGGACACCUGUGACUGCAAAUGAGAUGUUCAAAGAAACUCCAAAGAAGCCUCUGCGGAACCAACCUCCAAGGAAGAAAUCUUUCAGGGAGGAACACAUGGACACACCAAUAGGCCAUCAGACAAGGCAAGUCUACACAAAUCAGGGCAACGUCUUCAAAAAUGGGGGAACAAAAGAACCACCUCCUCCAAACAUUAAACCACCUGGAAACUUGAAGUCUUCACACCUCAGCCUUACCAAAUCCAAAGCCAAGUCCUUCACUGCUGCGGACAUGACUCGCUCUGAAGGCCAGAAGAGGAGCUCUUUCCGAAAGCUGCUAGACUCUAAGCUCACAAUAACGAUCCUACCAAGACCCAAGUUGACAGGAGGUCAAGGCACAACUCCCACUGUAAAUAAUUCGGGUCCAAGUUAUCGGCAACAUCAUUUUGAUCGGAGAGAAUCUUUUCCUCAAACAGGAUUUGAACAGAAUGUGGAUGGAGACCAGUCUUCUGAAUCUGAUGAGGAUGGCAACUACGACACAAUAGAUCCCUAUGAAUCCUACUAUCAAGGAAACUACAUGAACGUGCCUCUGAGGCGGGAGAAGUUUUCUUCAGGCUCUCAUUCACACUCCUACUAUGAUAAUGAUGAUGAAGAAGAUAUCUAUGAGAUGCAGGACCCCUACAGCUCCCUGAAUGCGCAUGCAGAAGAUAACAGAACCGACUUGGAGCAGGCUUACCCCAAUGAAAUCUUCUCGGAUUUUGAACUCGAAGCGAAUUCCUCUGAAGAGGAUGACGGUGACAAUAGUUCCACCUCAAGUAAAGGCGACCCUGAGCUUGCAGAGGCACAGAGUGAAAGGACGAAAAACAAGAUACAGUACAUCGCCAAAGAAAUCAUGACUUCGGAGAGUGUGUUUGUUGAUGUCCUGAAACUACUUCAUGUGGACUUCCGUGAAUCAGUGAAUAAAGCGUCUAGUUACAAUGGGAAGCCCAUAAUUGAGGAACGACUGCUCAACCAGAUCCUCUACUACCUUCCGCAGCUGUAUGAGCUUAACCAGGACCUGCUCAGGGAGCUGAAGCAAAGAGUGGACAACUGGGAUGAUAACUCCCAGAUAGCAGACAUUUUUCUGAAGAAAGGGCCCUAUCUAAAGAUGUACUCCACAUACAUCCGUGAGUUCGACAAGAAUGUGGCUCUGCUGGAAGAGCAGAGUAGAAAGAACCCGGCAUUCGGCACGGUCGUCAGAGAAUUUGAGAAAAGUCCUCGGUGUGCCAACUUGGCUCUGAAGCACUACCUGUUGAAGCCCGUCCAGAGGAUUCCUCAGUAUCAGCUGCUGCUCACAGAUUACCUAAAAAAUCUCUCUGAAGGAGCAGAUGGCUACGAAGAAACCAAAGCGGCCCUUUCUCUGGUGAAAGAAGUUGCAAAUCAUGCAAAUGACAUCAUAAAACACGGGGACAACUUCCAGAAACUGAUUGAUGUGCAGCAUCGUCUAAAUGGCAAUCAUCAGAUAAUCCAGCCUGGACGGAUCUUCAUUAAAGAAGGUGUCCUGAUGAAGCUGUCCAGGAAAGUCAUGCAGCCCCGGAUGUUCUUCCUGUUUAACGACAUUCUGCUGUACACCAAACCAGUUCAGACUGGCCAGUACAAGCUGAAAAACAUGCUGUCUCUGGCUGGGAUGAAGGUGAGCAAACCAAAUCAGGAGGCCUAUCAGAACGAACUCAACAUAGAGAGUGUGGAGCGUUCUUUUAUUCUAUCUGGGAGUUCGGCUGCAGAGAGAGAUGAAUGGCUCGAUUCAAUCUCAGCAGCAAUCAAUGAAUUCACCAAAAAGAAAAUUAGCUUUUUAUCUGGAAGUUCUCCAAAUGACGCAGACGUGAGGGACGGUGCUCCUUUGGGAUCCAAGGCCCCCAUCUGGAUCCCAGAUCCGCGCACCACCAUGUGCAUGAUUUGCACGUCUGAGUUCACCCUGACGUGGAGGCGACAUCACUGUCGAGCGUGUGGAAAGGUGGUGUGCCAGGGCUGCUCCUCCAACAGACACUACCUUCAAUACCUGAAAAAGUCAGAUCGAGUGUGUGACCUUUGUUUCCAAACACUAAAACGUGAAUUGGACAACACUUUGUCUCUGUCUCCUGGAGUCAAAUCUAGCAUGACGUUUCAAAAGAAGCAGAAGAGAAAACCUGCAGCUCUCAAAGAGGUGUCGGCAAACACGGAUGACUCUUCCAUGAGUGGAUAUCUGCAAAGGUCAAAGCAUAAAAAAAAGCAGUGGAAGAGACUGUGGUUCGUCAUCAAAGAUAAAGUCCUUUACACAUACGCUGCAAGUGAGGAUGUUGCAGCCAUGGAGAGUCAGCCUCUGUUGGGAUUCGUGCUGAAAUAUGAUUCUGCACAGCAGCUGCAGUUUAGACUCUUUCACAAAAACACUCUCUAUUACAAUUUUAAAGCUGAUGAUGUCCAAACAGUUCAAAGAUGGAUCAACUCUUUCAAAGAAGCCACCAUCCUGUGAACGAUGUCUGCAGCUGUCCGUGAUGCUCACUUGAUUUGAAUUAACAAAACACUUUUAUUCAGUUGCAUUAUUUGUUACUUUGUAGAUAUAAACGUUUUGUGGAAAAGCGAGACAUUGAAGUGUAGCCCUGUAACCACAAUUGAUGGUAUUUUAGCCCUAAAAUAAGUAGCAACAAUGAAGUAAUCUGAAGUUAUUUAAACUUUUAUGAUUUUGUUUUUUUCCCUUAUAUUUUAAUUUUUUUUUUUUCAUCUUAGAUUUUCGUUGCACAGAUUUGAUUGUUCAAGAAUGUGUGAAAACUGCUGAGGUUGCAUGUAUUCUGAAAUGCAGCUUCAGUUUUUUUGAGUUGCAAGGAUUUUUUUUCCCGUUGCUACCGUAAAUGCAUGGCAAUAUUGCAAACUUGUAAAGUUUUCUUGUUUAUAGAUCUUUUAUUUGAUUCAAAGUGUACAUGUAUGUGCAUGGAUAACUAGACUUGUAGAAGGCAUGUAUCAAAGCUGUGUAAACAAAUAUGCAUUAGUUUUACCUUUUUGCACUUAAGAGAGAAUAGUUGUUGGAGCAAGCAUUAUAGAAAAUCAACAUAGAAAAGAAAAAAUUGGAUUUUGUGCCAUGGUGAACUUAGAUUGUUGAUUGAAAGAACUCUGGUCGAUAACUGUAGACAAAACUGAAACACACUGUAUAAAAGCAUAACUGAUUUUUGAUUAUAGGUCUUCAACAUUGCACAACAAUAUUGUAAUGGAACUACAAAGUUUUGUACAGCAAAGUUGUUUUAUGUAAAAAGGUGCUCAUAGUAAAAAAAACAAAAGACAUUA
Messenger RNA from Oryzias melastigma (Indian medaka), 4670 nucleotides. RefSeq names its product FYVE, RhoGEF and PH domain-containing protein 6. Gene Ontology annotation, molecular function: metal ion binding; guanyl-nucleotide exchange factor activity. The transcript is spliced from 21 exons. Gene Ontology annotation, cellular component: cytoplasm. NCBI's taxonomy places the organism in Eukaryota, Metazoa, Chordata, Actinopteri, Beloniformes, Adrianichthyidae. Bases 343 to 3864 code for a protein of 1173 amino acids. The record is from RefSeq and is a predicted model, not a curated record.